Messenger RNA from Pangasianodon hypophthalmus (striped catfish), 733 nucleotides. RefSeq names its product serine/threonine-protein kinase phg2-like. NCBI's taxonomy places the organism in Eukaryota, Metazoa, Chordata, Actinopteri, Siluriformes, Pangasiidae. The record is from RefSeq and is a predicted model, not a curated record.
AUGUUCAGAACUGCUCCUGCUCCUGCUCCUGCUGAACUCACCUGUACAGCAGGGGAACCUGGUACAGUGGCAGCUCACUUCACUUCACUUCACUUCACUUCUCAGCUCCACAGCCAAAACAGCCACAACAACAGCAACAGCAACAGCAACAACAGCAACAGCAGCAGCAACAACAACAACAACAACAGCAGCAGCAGCAGCAGCAACAGCAACAGCAGCAACAGCACCAACACCGCCAACAAUACCAACAACACCAGCAACGCCAACAACGCCAGCAACACCACCACCGCCAACGCCAACAGCACCAGCAACACCACCACCGCCAACAGCACCAGCAACACCACCACCGCCAACAACACCAGCAACGCCAACAACACCACCACCGCCAACAGCACCAGCAACACCACCACCGCCAACAACACCAGCAACGCCAACAACAACACCACCACCGCCAACGCCAACAGCACCAGAACACCACCACCGCCACCAACAACAACGCCGCCAACAGCACCAACAACGCCAACAGCAACAGCAGCAGCAUCAGCAGCAACUGUAGCAACAGCAACAUCAGCAGCAGCAACAACAACAACAACAUCAGCAACAUCAGCAACAACAACAAUAACACGUGUUUAUGCACAUUUAAUCGAGGCCCAGACAUCAUCAGCAUCUGGAACCUUAAAAAAUAACACCACCACCGUUAUCUAAUAUUCAUUUCGACCAGACUCGUUUUCUG